Molecule: messenger RNA, 5028 nt
Organism: Pleuronectes platessa (European plaice)
Lineage: Eukaryota; Metazoa; Chordata; Actinopteri; Pleuronectiformes; Pleuronectidae
Gene: ptar1
Product: protein prenyltransferase alpha subunit repeat containing 1
Exons: 7
Coding region: 52-1467 (471 amino acids)
Biological process (GO): protein prenylation
Cellular component (GO): cytoplasm
Molecular function (GO): protein prenyltransferase activity
Source: RefSeq, a predicted model, not a curated record
UGUUUUGUUUUACCCGGAAAAAAAACUUGGUCAGUUUGACGUCACAGAAAAAUGGCGGAGUCGGAGGAGGAGGUGCACGUCUUGGUGCAGAGAGUUGUCAAAGACAUCACCAAUGCCUUCAAGAGAAAUCCCAACAUUGAUGAGAUUGGUGUGAUCCCAUGUCCAGAGGCCCGCUACAACCGCAGUCCCAUUGUGUUGGUGGAGAACAAGCUGGGUGUUGAGAGCUGGUGUAUUAAGUUUUUGCUGCCCUAUGUCCACAACAAGCUGCUGCUCUACCGCCAGCGCAAACACUGGCUGGACAGGGGAGCUUUAGUGGAUAUCACCUGCACAUUGUUGCUGCUUAACCCGGAUUUCACCACUGCAUGGAAUGUCAGAAAGGAGCUGCUGCAGUGCGGAGUUCUUUACCCAGAAAAGGACCUCUAUCUGGGCAAGCUUGCCCUCACCAAAUUCCCCAAGAGCCCAGAGACGUGGAUACACCGACGCUGGGUGCUGCAGCAGAUCCUCCAUCAGUUCUCUGCUGUGGGCCACAGCAGGAAGCAGCUACAGGGUGAAGCAACACAGGCUGAAAGUGAGAGGAGCCAGCAAGUUAGUGACAAUCUGUCCAGGACUCUCCAGCAAGAGAUAAAAGUGUGCUCUGAUGCUGCCUGCCACUAUUCCAGCAACUACAAUGCCUGGUCCCACCGCAUAUGGGUCCUACAGCACAUGGCCAAGGGGAAUGUCAAGGUUUUCCUUGAUGAGAUGUCCUCUAUGCGUCUUUGGGUGUCCAUGCAUGUGUCUGACCACAGUGGGUUCCACUACCGCCAGUUCCUGCUCAAGGAGCUGAUAACGGAGCUCUACCAGACACCACCUUCCACCACCACUACCUGUUCAUUGCAGCACCAGUCCACCACAGUCCCCAGCAUCAGUCUCCACCAUCAAAACCAUAACCAAGCUAACAGGGAGCUGUCGGAAGCUGCGGCAGCAGGUGAGGGCGAGAGGCAGCUCAGCUUCACUACAAUCUUUCAGCUCUUCCACCAGGAAAUGGAGCUGUGCUCAGACCUGAUACAGGCCUUCCCUGGACACGAGACACUCUGGAGUCACAGGCGGCAUAUCUUUUACUUGUGGCAUCAGUGGAGGAGGGAGCACCAGAAUCACUGCAGCAGCAAUGGAGGCAACGACUUGGUUCAUCUUAUGUACCAGGACCCAGACCUGCUAAAGGACAUCACUCAAAGCUGUACAGUCCGGGGUGAGAUUGUGAAUGGACAGAAACAUGCCAGUGAGCUAAUGGAGGUUGACAGAGUGUCCUUCCCUGACCAGCGUGAAAAUAAGCGACUGAAGAAGGGUGUCCCGCUGCCUGACCCCCCCACCCUAUCCUCUGAGCACAGUUUUGUAGGUGAUAUCAUUGACAGGUGCUCUAGCCCUGAGCAGAGACACUUUGCCCUGGCAUACAAGAAAUGGUUAGACACUGUAAUUGGUCAGCAGCCUUGAGAGAGAAAGAGAGAACAGUUAGCCCAAUCGUUUCAUAACAAUGAAGUUGCCUUUAGACAAAGAGUUAGGAUCAGCUUACCCAGUGUAGCUUUAACAGUAACUAAUGAUAUUUCAAUUGCAGUGAUGACUAAAGAAAGCAGUCACUAGGCAUCGUAGUUACUGUCAACCCUACUCACAGUGAGUAGAGAAGAUUGGGGUGGGAUGUCUUCCCUCAGCAACAUAUGUAUUCUCUUGAGCUUCUUCUGAGCCAUUAGUUUUUCAGAAUGAAAAUGUGCACACAUAAUCCUAUUGUUUCACAAUGUCUGUUAGAUUCUGAUGUUAUUUUAGGUUUCUUAAUCCCUUAGACAAAUUUCCAUUGUUCAUUUAUUGUGGUCUUGGCAUUCAUCCACAUGGUAUUUCAUUUCUGUUAAACAAUUUCUGCCAAGACCCUCUAUUAAGCUACCACAGGAGGAGGAACAAUGUCUUUGCGGAGGUGAGAGCUUUUCAGAAUUUACACUUAAUCUUAAUCCUUACAAAUCAUCUUUGUUAGACCCAAUUGUAAGGAAUGCCAAAUUAGCCAAUAAUAUUGAUAAGAAUACAGAAAUAAUAGAUAUUAUAUAUUUGACCCAAUAAAUUGUGCCAUAAUUUAAUUCAUUUAAACUCAAUUUAUUAUUUUGAAUGGCAUCUGUUUUAAGGAAUUCCUUCUGAUCCCUUAAAAGACUUUUCAAAAGUGAUAAGCUGAAAGCUGAGUGGGUAGCGAGCAGUGGUAACUGUCACAAAAAGUGUGAAAAAUGGCAUCCUUGAAAGAUCCUUAAAUUAUAUUUAACGUAGGUAAUGUUUUGAAUUAUACUCAUUAUUUGAAUUGACAUAUUGCCAGUUUUUUAGUUAAACAUGGAAUACAUUGGAUUGAGCCUGGUUCUUAAAGUUCAGUUCACCGGGAAAAAAUUCACUCAUUAUCUACUCACCACUAUGUUGAUGGGGGGUGGGUGAAAGGAUUUAGUCCAUGAAACAAACUUCUGGAAUUUCAGAGAUAAACUUAGUUGCAGCAGAAUCCAAUACAAUUGAAGUCAAUGGUGACUUACAUUUCACUCGUAUUAGAAUAAUUAGACUCAGAACAAUGUAAUUUGCACCGUGUUAUAAGCCUAAAUGUCUGCUAAUAUCUUCCUACGAGGUGCAUUAACGUACCCUCGGACACACCAUCUAGUGGCUAUGGAUGCUAGCUUAGCCACUUCCUGUGGACUUUAAGGCUUAAAACAUGGUGUAAAUGACACAGUUUCUAGUUGAAUAUGAAUGCCUGGGCUUGCAGACACUUGGAUGACACCACACGAGCAGUAUGGAGGCACGUUAUGUUUUUUCUAUUUUAUUACGUCUGAAUAAGGACUCAGAAUUGACUUCAUUUAUUGGAUGUGGCUGCAGCAACGAUUACACCUGAAACUACAGUGUUUGUUGACUCAUACACUUCACCCACCCCUCCAUCGCCAGAGUGGUCAGUAGAUGAUGAGAGAAUUCACAUUUUUCUGGGAACUAUCCCUUUCUUAAAUGUUUUCCUAAUCAAACUGGAAGAAUCCUCGUUCACUUCUCACUUCUUGAAGGGGACAUAUUAUGCCCAUUUUACCACAGUUGAUAUGGUUCCUUGGGGUCUUAAUGAAACAGCACCCUUUUUACCCUGUCUAAAACAGCCCUCCUCAGAUUGACCUCUUUUGAAUGCCCCGCCCCCCUCAGCCCCGGUGAGCCUGGCUGCUAGAGCCCCAGUUCCCCAGCGCAGCCCCGCAGUGGGAGCUUGAGCUGGCGCAGCAUCCUUCCACACUGUUGAGUCAACGUUUAGAGGUGUCCCGGGGGUCCCUUGUUUAUGCGGCCACUUUAAUGUCUGACGGGUAGCAGCAGCGAAAUAACGCUAGCAGUAGUCAGCUGCAAAUAUGACUUGACCUCAAAAAAAUUCUGACAAAAGGUUUCUCAGUGGUUUACAGUAGUAUCAGAUGUACUUAAAAACAUACUAAAAGUUUACCAAAGUUUGACUCCAAGAAAGGCCCCAUUUUCAAAAUGGCCGCCGUCAGGUCCUUUAAAAUGACCAUUACUCCUUUGUUAACCUCCUAGACCAGGAAUACUGGUGCCUGAUACAUGUUUUGGCCAUUUAAUAUUCUAAUUAGCAUAUUUGCAUGAUAGAUGAGUGAAAACAAGUACAUUUAUAUAUUAAAGUAAUUGGUUACAAGCAUAUAUAUGCGAAAAAUAAGUCAAAUUCGACUUAAGUAAUUGCAUACUUCUCUUUUUUCAUAUUGUUUUGCCUUGUGUUGGUGGUUUCUGUGGUACAUAACCAUUUUUUUUAUUCCAAUAAACACUAAACUAAUAAGAACUGUGUGGUACUGUAAAAUUAGUCAAAACAGGGCUGCCACGUGAAGGCUCAGUACCGCUAACCCCUUUUCAUUUUGUGUGUUUUAUUUUUAUUUUACCUUUUUUAUAAUGCAUUUUUUUUUGUCUUUUGUUUUUUAUAUAUUUUUUAAAUACUUUUCUUAUUUAUACACCUUGCAGUGUGACCUUAAUUCACCAUUAGUCGUCACACUCUUCCUCCCAUUGAGGUUGAUUAUAGUGAUUCUCACAAUUCCCAAUUUGACAUGGUCCACAAGCAGGCAUGCAUGGUAGUCCAUAUGCCCUGCAACUGCACCGUUGUGUUUUGCAGGCAGUUGUGCAAUUACAGUGUAUCAUCUGCAGGAGGCUUUCUGGGGCAGCAGUCUUACUAGUCAUAACUGGCAGGAAUCGGUUGUCCACCAGUUUCCAUCCCCAAUCCACUGGGUUCAGGUCACCUUCCUUUCCAAUCCACACCAUGAUCUGGAAGUAAACCCUUUGGCAGUGGUAUUUGGUUGCGGACUCAGUUGGAGGCAGACGUUCUGGGCCAACAAAUGAUUUGGCAGUGGCGAUUUUCUUGCUAAAAAGAUUGUAACGCAAAGAGGCAAGUGAAUCGCUACUCUUUCCGCCAAACAACACUGCCAUUGCCUUGGUCCCAUGGUCCUCUAUGACAUUCCUUGCUUGAUGUUUGAGCAGAAACACAUUUGCACAGGACUGGAUGGUUGACUCGCCAUUCACGAGUUUCUGGAAUGCUGUCUGUUUGCCAACACUAAAAAUGCGUGAAGUUGUAUCACAUCCUGUGAAGGCGUGAACAAACAGCAACUGGGAACACAAGUCACUAUCCAGGACUUGUUUCAUCUCACUGAUGUUGUACACCUUAGUAGCUUUGGACUUGUCUGAACGAAAAUAGAGGCCUCUAUUUUUCGUCCCAGCAUAGAAGAGGAGAAGAAUUAGUAAAUCUGUAUCCUCCCCUAUCAAGGUUGUGGGCUGAUGUUCUGAGGCCUUGACUGCAGCUUUGACAAUGUCCACGUCUACGUCACCUGGAGCAUUGAUAACAGAGCAGCCCUUCUUCUCCAGCUCCUCGGUCAUAAGAUGGAUAAGUCCUUGUUUGUUGCAAGAUCUGGAAAGGAAAUCAUCCUUUCUUCCCACAAACUCAGUCUCUGCAUUGAAGUUAACAAUGGGGUGAGUGUUUUCACAAAAAAAAACAUUAAGGUAGGCCUAUGUAUCGAACUGUGGGUCAAA